Molecule: messenger RNA, 2348 nt
Organism: Cloeon dipterum
Lineage: Eukaryota; Metazoa; Arthropoda; Insecta; Ephemeroptera; Baetidae
Gene: mdy
Product: midway
Exons: 13
Coding region: 155-1732 (525 amino acids)
Biological process (GO): triglyceride biosynthetic process
Cellular component (GO): endoplasmic reticulum membrane
Molecular function (GO): diacylglycerol O-acyltransferase activity
Source: RefSeq, a predicted model, not a curated record
CCACAUGAAAGUUAUAAUAAUCACAUCACAACUUCUCUGGAUGAGCACUGAUAACAGGGAGAGUCGUUUUUGUCCUUUAUUUCUUAUCUCCAACUGCCGGCAUGAUUUUUUGAAGGAAACCACAGACUCACUCUAAAGCCGAAUCUGCUCCAACAUGUCGGACGAUUUGAAUGGGUCCGUGGCCAGCCCUACAAACAAUAAUAAUGGGAUCAACGGCAAUAAGGCUUAUCUACGGAGGUGCAAAAGUGUCACCCGUGCAGAGGAGAUCCAAAGCCAGGAGGCUAAAGCAAGACGGUCGCAGCCAGACAGGCCGUGUCACCGACCUAGAGAUUCAUUGUUCACUUGGUCAUCUGGUUUUGAUAAUUUCACCGGAUUUGUCAACUGGGCGUUCUUGCUGCUCUGCAUGGGUGGCUUGAGGCUGUUCCUGGAAAAUCUCCUCAAGUACGGCAGUAGAGUUGAUCCGAUUGAAUGGUUUCGAUUCUUGUCAGGAGCAGGUCAAGGAAGUGCUGAUCACCCAUCACUCAUCUUGAUCCUCUAUUCUGUUGUGCCUGUUGUCAUAUGUUUGUUGAUAGAGAAAGGACUAUCAGUGGAAAUAAUUGGACACAAGCUUGGCAUGAUGAGUCACAUUUCCAACAUUUUCCUGCUAGUGCUGUUGCCAAUGAUCGUGAUAAAUGUCAAGGGGCCUGAUUUCAGUUUGAUUGGCGGCACUGUGGUGUGCUUUACGUAUUCAAUUCUAUUCCUGAAGCUGUGGUCGUACGUGCAGGUGAACCUUUGGUGCAGAAACAAAAGAAAGUUCGCCAAAACUACAGCUAGCAAAAGACUGAGAAGACAAUCACUGUCGCUGGGGCAGUAUGACUCCUCUGAUGAUCUUGGAAUCAACGCAGAUACGGACCACCAUGACAUGCCGAUUAUGAUGAAAAAGAAAAAGGAGAAUGGAUCAAGUGUCCAACUAGUGCAGUACCCUGAUAACCUCAACCUAAAAGACCUAAGCUACUACAUCUUUGCGCCAACUCUGUGCUAUGAACUAAAUUUCCCACGCACAAAUAGAAUCAGGAAGAGAUUCCUCUUUAAACGUAUCUUGGAAGUGUUUGUUGGCUGCCAGGUUAUGAUGUCACUUUACCAGCAGUGGAUUAUUCCGUCUGUCAAAAAUUCGUUAGUGCCUUUUUCGCACAUCUUCCAAAGAAACGAUUUCACGCUUGCCAUUGAGAGGCUCCUGAAACUAGCUAUUCCCAACCAUUUGGUGUGGCUCAUUUUCUUCUACCUGACGUUCCAUUCAUUCCUCAACUUGCUUGGUGAGUUGCUGCAUUUUGCUGAUCGCCACUUUUAUUACGAUUGGUGGAAUGCCAACAACAUUGACGUCUUCUGGAGAAAGUGGAAUUUGCCUGUGCACAAAUGGGCGGUCAGGCAUUUGUACAUCCCCAUGGUCGACAUUGGAUACAACAGGAAUGUUGCCAGCACCACUGUUUUCUUCAUCAGCGCCUUCUUCCAUGAAUACUUGGUCAGCGUCCCUCUGAGAACAUUCAAAAUUUGGGCAUUCAUGGGGAUGAUGGCUCAGCUGCCAUUGUCAUACUUUAGCAAGUUCAUGGAACAGCAAUUAGGGCCUCGCUGGGGAAACGUUGUGGUUUGGGCCUCUCUUAUACUCGGCCAGCCUCUCUGCAUAAUGAUGUAUUACCAUGACUACAUCGUGACUCACUUUGGAGAAGAUCUAAUUGAAAGCUACAGUCACGUUUGACACGGUUUGAAUGAGAUCAUUGUUUUGUGCCAGGAAUCUAGUUGUUACACUUAGGUUAGCAGUGCAAUAUUAUAUAUAUGUUGUGAUUUUUACUGUGCAAUGGAUCAUGUAACUGAAGUUAUGGGACAUUCAAAGGGUUGUGAAAAGGUUGAAAUUUGAUAUUGUGUAACCAAUAUUUUGAUGUGAUUGAUAGAGUCUAUAGAAAUAGAGUAAGCAAGACCAUUUCAUACCGGACCAAGUGUAAGGGAACAACUUCCCAUCCUGUGCUUAUAUUUUGUAACAUUUUUCUGCAACUUACCAAACUAUCAAAUUAAAAUAAGACUGUUAUAUAAGAGGUUUUGCAAGAUGUUCCUUGUUUUGUUGUGCAAAUAUAUAGAAUAUUUGGUUAUAAAUUAAUUUACUUUACGAAGAUGCUCAACAUUAUGUGUGCACUGCUGAUGACUGAUCAAUGGGAAAAUCUUUCCUGAAAGUUAUUGAUUAAAAACAAACUUAUAAGAGUGUUGCCAUAAUAUAUAAUUGUUGAAUAGUAACAGCAGAAUGAGCUAGAAAUUUACUGUUUCGUUUUUCGUUAAUACAAUAAAAUAUACAAGUUUGGGGUGCAAUUUAUAUUUUAAAA